Molecule: messenger RNA, 708 nt
Organism: Pseudoliparis swirei
Lineage: Eukaryota; Metazoa; Chordata; Actinopteri; Perciformes; Liparidae
Product: neuropeptide B-like
Exons: 2
Coding region: 194-574 (126 amino acids)
Biological process (GO): G protein-coupled receptor signaling pathway; feeding behavior
Molecular function (GO): G protein-coupled receptor binding
Source: RefSeq, a predicted model, not a curated record
UCAACAUUAUCUAAAAAAUGAUGGAGGAGCAGAUGCCCCCACCCUCCGAAAAAAGGAGCUCGCUCGGAGGAGCGGACUCCCCCAGGACCAGAGUUACGUUGAGGGUCGCGGGUCCCUAUAAAGACCGAGGCAGUCUGGAGGACCAGCCAGUUGGAGCAGCGCAGGACCAACCGCCUCAGCGCCCGACGUGGAGAUGCCCGCUGCAGUCGUGUUCCCCAUGGUGAUCGUCUCCUUGCUGGUGGCUUGCAGUCCAGCGGAGGCAUGGUACAAGCAGGUGGCCGGUCCAAGCUACUACUCGGUGGGCAGGGCGUCCGGCUUGCUGUCCGGCAUCCGGAGGUCACCGUACGUCAGGAGAGCCGAGCCGGACCCGGCGGACCGCGACGAGCUGGAGACCGGCAGCGUGUUUCCGGAGUCCACUCAGCAACACUUCAUCCUGAAGACGAUGCCGGUCUGCAUCAGAGACGUUACACCAAACCUGCAGAGCUGUGAACUCUUCCAGGAAGUCAAGGGCUCCUUCAGGUGCCAAGCGGACGUCUUCCUCUCUCUGGACUCGGCCGACUGUGCAGGAGACUGAGCGGUGAAGCGGCAGCUGAUGAUGAAACCGCCUUCUUUGCUUCGGCGUUACAUUAUUUUUAAACGGUACAUGUCUGAGUUUAACACUUAUGCUGCACCAAAUGAAAGAUAUGCAGUUUUCUUCAUUUUACAAAU